AUGUUAGGCACUUUACGUUACAAACACGCCGUACGUAUAUGAGAUCUAAAUGUGACGUUCGAUGUUCCGAUUCCUUUUACCGAGCUCUUGAUAUACGAAGAAAACUUGCAAGAUCCGCUUAAAGACUUCAAAAUUCCGCAGAGGGACCAGCAUAGUAUAACUGAUUACAUAAGACGACGAUAUCGAACUAGAUAGAAUCCAGAGUCCUUGCUUGGCCCUAUAGAGCGUGCAAGCCAAAGCUUUUUAAUCUUCCAUCUGAAAGACAAUGCAAACUCAGGAAGAGCUUGUUGUGGAUGCGGAAAUGGAUUGUGUAACUUCCAAUCCAGCAAAUUCUGUUGAUGAUUGGGCCAACUUCAGAGAUGAUGAUAUAAUGCACCAGCAAACUGCAAUCUUUGCUGAAGAAGCUGAGAAAAUACCAUUUGUUGGGGACAAGGAACCUCUCUCAACAUUAGCUGCUGAGUAUCAAUCAGGCAGCCCUGUCUUGCAGGAAAAAAUUAAGAUUCUCGGUGAACAAUACUCUGCAAUAAGGCGAACUCGGGGUGACGGCAACUGCUUCUUUCGUAGCUUUAUGUUUUCAUACCUGGAGCAUAUUCUAGAAUCACAGGACAAAGCAGAAGUUGACCGUAUCACUGCAAACGUGGAAGAAUGCCAAAAAACACUUCAGAGAUUGGGAUAUGCUGACUUCACCUUUGAGGAUUUUUUUACGUUAUUCCUCGAGCAGCUUGAGAGUGUCCAUCAAGGAAAUGAAUCCUCCAUAAGUCAUGAUGAGCUUGUGAGGAGGAGCCGAGAUCAAGCAAUUUCUGACUAUGUUGUAAUGUUCUUUAGAUUUGUCACCUCUGGUGAGAUACGAAGGCGUUUCGACUUUUUUGAACCAUUUAUUAUGGGCUUAACAAAUGCAUCAGUCGAGCAGUUUUGCAAGACAUCUGUGGAACCAAUGGGAGAAGAGAGCGAUCACGUGCACAUCACUGCCUUGUCAGAUGCUCUGGGUGUGCCAAUACGUGUGAUGUACCUUGACCGCAGUUCCUGUGAUACUGGUGGUGUCAGUGUGAAUCAUCAUGAUUUCAUUCCUGUUAGUGAUCCACAGGCUCUCGCUGCAGCGGGUUCUGGCACCAUGAAACCCUUCAUAACUUUGCUCUACCGACCUGGCCACUACGACAUUCUCUACUCCAGAUGACUUUGUCAUUAAGUACGCCAAAGACCCAUUGUCAUGCAUGGAAGGGAGAUGACGUUGAAAUCUUGCUCUGGGACUAGUGGUUCGACUUGUUGACAAGCUUCUGAUUCAUAUAAAUGGAACCAAAAUGUAAUAGAAUCCAAAAACGUGGGAUGGUUUUAGUCUGCAAUACAAUAUUGCAUGAAUUUCUGAUCAUUCUAGUCUACUGGAAUGUACUCUACACCUCCAGCUAAUUCAAGUUUGCAUUGAAACUGU
Molecule: messenger RNA, 1426 nt
Organism: Telopea speciosissima
Lineage: Eukaryota; Viridiplantae; Streptophyta; Magnoliopsida; Proteales; Proteaceae
Product: OVARIAN TUMOR DOMAIN-containing deubiquitinating enzyme 1-like
Exons: 10
Coding region: 266-1174 (302 amino acids)
Biological process (GO): protein K48-linked deubiquitination
Cellular component (GO): nucleus
Molecular function (GO): cysteine-type deubiquitinase activity; ubiquitin binding
Source: RefSeq, a predicted model, not a curated record